This is a messenger RNA of Chelonus insularis, 623 nucleotides long. RefSeq names its product ejaculatory bulb-specific protein 3-like (gene CSP1). Lineage: Eukaryota; Metazoa; Arthropoda; Insecta; Hymenoptera; Braconidae. The record is from RefSeq and is a predicted model, not a curated record. The transcript is spliced from 2 exons. Bases 61 to 423 code for a protein of 120 amino acids.
CAUAAGUUUCAGAGUACUAUCGGUUUCCUUGUACUGAACAUAAUAUAUCUUUUUAUCACUAUGUUUCAUGUAAAAGUUUUAUUGGUACUUAUUUUAAGUAUAAUUGUUAUUUAUGCAUCAGAAGAAGUAAAAUACUCUGAUAAGUAUGACUAUAUAAACGUUGAUGAAAUUUUGAAUAAUCCAAAACAAAGAGAAAUUUAUUACAAGUGUUUUUUGGGAACUGGACCAUGUCGCACACCUGAUGCUAGAUUUUUUAAAGAACGUUUUCCAGAAGCAAUAGUAACUAAUUGUAGAAAAUGUACAAAGAAACAAUCUGAAAGCUUCGACAAAAUAACUCUAUGGUAUACGACGCAUGAAUUAGACAAAUAUAAUGCUAUUGUUGCUGCAGCAUUAAAAAAAUAUACAAAUAAAAGCAAACAGUAAAUAUAAAAACUGUUAUUAGAUUAAAAAAAAUUAUCAAGAGACUGUAUAAAAUACUACCAUGCAAAACAUAAUUUGAUGUACACAUUAUUCUAGAAUGUUGCCGAAAAAAUUUCUAUUAAUUAAAGCUGGUUCUAAUAUCUCCUUUUAUAGUAAAAUGAAGUUUUUAAGGCAUUAAUGAAUAAAAAUUUGCAUUAUCAAAA